AUGAAGGAGAAGGGAACUUCUGUGAUUCCAUGUUUGGCCAUCCGGCAACGUUACAUUGUUCUUGCUAUCGGUAAGUUAUAUCUUUACUUUGAAAAAAAAAUAGGGGAGGGGGGCGGAGAGAUUUACAUAAAAUAUUCGCUCUAUCAAAACCUAUCCAGAGUUUCAGACUUGAUUUUUUAAGGGUAUGCAUUUAUGAAUAUAAAUCUAGCAGUAGAAUUCAGUCAAUAUCGCACUUGAACCUACACAUCUCACGCAGUCAUUAGAUUUAGUCUAAUUUGUAACUUUUAGGUACACUAUGUAUCGCAUCCAUUGCCAGUAACAUGACGGUGAUCAACUUCACCAUGAUCUGCAUGGCCAAAACAGGAAACACCUCCGAUCCGACCUCGAGCUUGACUGAAGACCAAUACAACUACUCCAACAAGCAAAAGUCGAUUAUUAUGUGGGCCGCAGCUAUUGGAACCCUGGCGGCUGCUUGGCCUUUUCAUUGGUUAGUGGGCAGUGCUCAGACUUUAACUGAUAUCAAUCGUUUUACAGGUUCUACCAGCAAUUCGGAGCUCGCAGUGUCUUUUUCGCUGCUGGUGCCGUCUCGACAAUUUCAACAGCACUGAUGCCUCUUGCAGCAACACUACACUUCAACUUUUUGGUUGUUGCCCGCUUCUUCCAGGUUAUUCUAUCACCUUUUGAGAACUAUUGUCAACGUACACUUCAGGGAGUAAGUUUCGGAGCGGAUUUCGCUGCAAUUGGUCUGAUCGUCGUCAACUGGGCUAGUCUGAAACAGCACGGAUUCUUCAUUUCACUGCUCUCCUCGUUCUCGCAAAUUUCUGUAAUUUUCACCAUGCCUGUUGCGGGAGAGCUCUGUGAAUCCUCAUGGGGAUGGGAAUCGGUGUACUACGUCCAUGCCGUUCUCAGCGGUUUUCUGUUCUUAUUGUGGAUCUAUUUCUACAGGUUUCUCGAACAUAUAUAAAGGAUAAUUUCUAAUCGAAUUUUUCAGAGACAAUCCAGUGAAACACCCGCAGAUGACCGAAAUCGAACUUGAAAAAAUUCACAGAGGAAAAGGAGAUGUGGUGGAGCAUGAAAAAGCUCCGAUCGUGAAAAUUUUGACCAAUUCGGUCAUGUUGGCAGUUUGGCUUUCAGCUUUUGGUGAGCUUAUGAUGUCGCAGUUCAUUGUGAUGUAUGGACCGACUUUCUUGAAGGAGGUGAGUGAACAUUCAAUAGCCAUUUGGAUUUUUUAAAAACUACUUUAAAGGUUCUGGGAUUUGCCGUUAACCACACUGGAUACUUCGUCGCCGUCCCUCGUCUUCUUCAUUUGCUCUUCAAGAUUAUCUCCGGUAUCGCUAGUGACCGUAUCCAUUUCUGGUCGGAGAAAACCAAAAUGAGAAUCUUCAACACGAUUGCUUUAAUGGUUUCCGGAGCAUUCUUCUGCAUUCUCGGCUACCUGCCGAAGGAUCACGCUUCCCUCUCGAUUGUCGCUUUGAUUAUCAUUGAGUGUUCCACUGGAUUCAUAUGUGGUGGAUUCUACAAGUGUGCUACUCUUGUUGCUAGGUAAGGAACGCUUCCUUGUUGUUGUAACUAGGUCGGAAUUAGCAAAAAGUAUCAGAAGCUAUCUAUGUCUUCCUAAUUUUUCAGACAGCACUCUCACUUUGUCCUCUCUCAAAUCCAGUUCAUCAAGUGCUUGUCUCUUUUCAUCGAGCCCCUUCUGGUCUUUCUGAUUUGUACACACAACACCCUUGAAGAGUGGAGAAUUGUCUUUCUCACUCAUGGAAUCCUUCUGAUCGGUGAGCCAUCACGAAACAUGAUUCUAAACAAAUAGGUCAUGUAUAAUUUCAGUUGGAAACGUCAUUUUCUGCUAUUUCGCCACUGAUGAGCCUGCAGACUUCACCCAUCAUCAAAACGGAGAAGAAAUGACGGAUGUGCCACCGGAGCGUAGAAGGUGGCUGAACUGUCUCACUUCUUGUUUAGAAUAAGAAGUGAUUACACUAAAAAGUGACGAAAUUCUGAGUCACAUCCCUUUAUUUAUUACUUUACUCUAAGAUUUUCACGUGGUUUGUCAUUGAUGUGUGAAUAAACCGUUUACAGGUGAAAGACUGAACAAAAAAGUCACCUGAAUAUCGCCCACGAUAACGAAUAUUUUUUUUAAUGAUUAUAAUAUUUGCAGACUGACUGAAAACGAGCAAUAG
Caenorhabditis sp. 36 PRJEB53466 is the source of this 2177-nucleotide messenger RNA. Lineage: Eukaryota; Metazoa; Nematoda; Chromadorea; Rhabditida; Rhabditidae. The record is from the annotation of a GenBank genome assembly.